CAAAACUGCGCCACACCUAAAGCGUUUCCCAAUCCAAGCAAAACAACCAAGGCAAUGGAUGUUUUUUCUCUCUCUCUCCUAUGCCUCUUUCUUCUCUUUCUCUCUUUCUCAGCACUGCACUUCAUCUUCCACAAGAAAACUGGCCCUUCCGGCGGAGCCCUCCCGCCCGGCAAGACAGGAUGGCCGGUAAUCGGAGAAAGUAUGGACUUUCUUUCCAGUGGGUGGAAAGGCCAACCUGAGAAGUUCUUCUUCGACCGCAUGGCCAAAUACUCGACCCAAGUCUUUAGAACUUCUCUUUUCAUGGAACCGGCGGCUGUUUUCUGUGGUGCCGCCGGUAACAAGUUCUUGUUCUCGAACGAGAACAAGGUGGUUCAGGUAUGGUUUCCCAGCUCAGUCAACAAAGUAUUCCCUUCUUCAACUCAAACAUCUUCGAGAGAAGAGGCCACCAAGAUGAGAAAAAUGCUACCCAAUUUUCUCAAAGCCGAAGCUUUGCAGAGAUAUGUUGGUAUGAUGGACGAUAUCGCUCGGAGACACUUUGCUUCACAUUGGGACAACAAAGAAGAAGUGAUUGUCUUCACUUUGGCCAAGAACUUCACCUUCUGGCUUGCUUGUCGUGUGUUUGUUAGCGUUGAAGAUCCAAACCAUGUCAAUAGGUUUGCAGAACCUUUCAAUCUAUUAGCUUCUGGGAUUCUAACUGUCCCUAUAGACUUGCCCGGAACGCCGUUUAACCGAGCAAUCAAGGCCUCAAACUUCAUCAGAAAGGAGCUUCAAUCUAUCAUCAAGCAAAGAAGAAGUGAUUUAGCAGAGGGAAAGGCAUCCCCAACACAAGAUAUUUUGUCACAUAUGUUGUUGACAAGUGAUGAAAAUGGCAAGUUUAUGAAUGAAUUGGACAUUGCUGAUAAGAUUUUAGGUCUGUUGAUUGGUGGCCAUGACACAGCCAGCUCUGCAUGCACCUUCAUCGUCAAGUAUCUUGCUGAGCUACCUGAGAUCUACGAGGGAGUCUACAAAGAGCAAGUGGAAAUUGCCAAGUCAAAAGCUGCGGGUGAAUUCUUGAACUGGGAUGAUAUACAAAAAAUGAAAUAUUCCUGGAAUGUAGCUUGCGAAGUGUUGAGGCUUGCACCACCCCUCCAAGGUGCUUUCAGAGAAGCCAUUACUGACUUUAUGUAUAACGGUUUCUCAAUUCCAAAGGGUUGGAAGUUAUAUUGGAGCGCAAACUCAUCGCAUAAGAAUCCUGAAUUCUUUCCCGAGCCUCAGAAAUUCGAUCCUUCGAGAUUUGAGGGUGCCGGACCUGCUCCAUACACAUUUGUGCCUUUCGGUGGCGGACCUAGGAUGUGCCCUGGAAAAGAGUAUGCCCGACUAGAGAUACUUGUUUUCAUGCACCACCUUGUGACCAAGUUUAAGUGGGAGAAAGUGAUUCCUGAUGAGAAGGUUGUGGUCAACCCCAUGCCUUAUCCUGAGAAAGGGCUUCCAAUUCGCCUCCAUCCUCGCAAAGCUUAAUGCAUGUAACUCCAUAUCUCAAUUGCAUGCAAUUAUCCCACAACAAAAUUAGCUAUGCAUGAGCGGAGUUUUUUUUUUUUUUUCGUGUACGUACUAUCAUGUUUUGCAAUUAAUGUUGUUCUUGUAUUUGUAUCCAAGAAUUCUAGUUAAGGCACGUACUUGGUUUUUUGUUGCUUUUGAAUGUUUAAUAACAUAAUGUACUGAAAAAAAUAAUAA
Molecule: messenger RNA, 1713 nt
Organism: Ilex paraguariensis (yerba mate)
Lineage: Eukaryota; Viridiplantae; Streptophyta; Magnoliopsida; Aquifoliales; Aquifoliaceae
Source: the annotation of a GenBank genome assembly